Messenger RNA from Emericellopsis atlantica, 1593 nucleotides. RefSeq names its product major facilitator superfamily domain-containing protein. The transcript has 4 exons. Gene Ontology annotation, molecular function: transmembrane transporter activity. The record is from RefSeq and is a predicted model, not a curated record. NCBI's taxonomy places the organism in Eukaryota, Fungi, Ascomycota, Sordariomycetes, Hypocreales, Bionectriaceae. Gene Ontology annotation, biological process: transmembrane transport. The coding region runs from base 1 to 1593 and encodes 530 amino acids.
AUGUCGCUACCUAGAAAAGACCAGCUCUUCAUCUUGUUCAUCAGCCGCCUGGUCGACUUUCUCCAGGUGGCCUCGAUGCAGGCCUAUGUCUUCUUCCAGCUGAAGCACUUUGACAACACGCUGUCGGACGCCCAGAUCUCCCAGCAGGCUGGGUUGCUGCAGGGCUGCUUCACGGGCGCGCAGGUACUCACCGCGAUCCUGUGGGGCAAGGCGGCAGAUGCGAGCUGGUGUGGCCGGAAAUGGGUGCUGGUCAUCGGUCUGGGUGGCACAGCACUCUCGUGCAUUGGGUACGGAUUCGCGACGACGUUCUUCUGGGCUGCGUUCUGGCGCGCAUUUGGUGGUGCUAUCAACGGCACGGUGGGCAUUAUCCGAACCAUGGUGGCCGAGUUCACCGUGGAGAAAAAGUACCAAUCGCGUGCCUUCUUGAUCCUGCCCAUGAGCUUCAACGUGGCAGGCAUCUUGGGACCCAUCAUGGGUGGCAUGCUGGCUGACCCGGCGGUCAACUUACCGGGCAUAUUUGGCGACGGCGCUGUGUUCGGGUUUCAAUGGAUUCGCGACUAUCCUUAUGCGCUGCCAAGCCUGAUGAACUUUAUGUUUCUCAGCACAGCGACGGCGGUCGCUUUCUUGUUCCUGGAAGAGACAUCCAAAAAGCGCCAGGGCAACUUUGACUUUGGCCUCCAUCUUGGGACUCGCCUCAAGCAGGCCAUCUUCCGUGGUCGCUCUCACGAUGGCUACGCACGCGUCAGCACUCUCUACGAUGAGGCGGCAGUUCCCUUACAAAGCCUCAACAAGCCCGAGGCCCCGCGCAAGCCCAAGGUUUCCGCAGGCGUCCUGCCUUUUACUCGCCUCUGGACGCGCAACGUCAUCUUCACGUUGAUAUCCAUCGCCUUCUUCGACUUUCACCUGGGCGCUUUCACGAACAUUUGGUCUCUCUACUUGUCUACUCCUCGCCACUACACUGGUGGCCACGAUAAGCAAGCGACAGAUGCCGCGACGCAGAAGCGCGACCUCUUCAUGCUUUUCACCGGCGGCAUGGGCAUGCCGGCAUCUACAGUGGGCAUGGCGACGUCUAUCCUGGGCUUCUUGGGCAUGUUCUUGCAGGUCACCUUGUACCCACCUGUACAGGCCCGUCUAGGGACCAUGCGCUCGUUCCGCUACUUCUUCAUCCUCUUUCCUGUGGCAUAUUUCUUGGCGCCCUAUCUGUCGAUUCUCCCAUCCUCGACGCCCGCGCCCGAGCCGUCCUCUGGAUUCUUCAUCUGGGCGGGCAUCAUCAUCGUCCUUUUGCUACAGGUGACCGCACGCACGUUCACCCUACCCGCCAGCAUCAUCCUGCUCAACAACUGCAGCCCGCACCCGUCUGUUCUCGGCACGAUCCACGGCCUGGGGCAGAGCGUGUCUGCUGGCUUCCGCACGGUCGGACCCGUUGUGGGCGGAUGGUGGUACGGCUACGGCCUGGACAUUGGCAUGGUUGCGUGGGGCUGGUGGCUGGUGGCCGCGGCGUCCAUGUUUGGCUGUCUGACGGCGUUGGGGAUGCACGAAGGAAGCGGGCAUGAAGUGUUCCUGCCCGGCGAACGAGAUGAAGACGAGGACUGA